Punica granatum (pomegranate) is the source of this 1054-nucleotide messenger RNA. Lineage: Eukaryota; Viridiplantae; Streptophyta; Magnoliopsida; Myrtales; Lythraceae. The record is from RefSeq and is a predicted model, not a curated record.
CCCACUUCCUGCGCCUUCUCCAUCUUCGAACCCUCGCUGGAGUUUCCCAGUGAUCUUCUCUGCCUUUCCCUCGCCGGAGAGGCCGCCGUUGUUGCUCUGAGCGCACACACACACUCUCUCUAUCUAUUCCCUCUUGCUUUCUCUGCGAUAAAUUCAAUUGAGAGGCUGGUGCUCAGUCGUAGUUUGUCUAGUUCGACUGAGAGCCAGUGUAGGGUUAGAUAGACAUGGCGAAGAGGGAGCUCUCCAGCACUCUGAAGAACCUGAAGUUCAUGCAAAGAGCAGCUCAGAGGGAGGAGAAGCCUAGGAAGGAAGAAGAAGAAGUGAAACCUGAUGGGAGUUUCUUCUCUCCUAGUACCGUUAGUCGAAAGUGUGUAGUCAUAAUGGAAGGGGAUCCUCAUCCUGGAGCAAUUAAAGGGCGGAUGUCUUUUCAAAGUUUUAAUCCUGCGAUAGAUAAAAUCAUUGAAGAGGCUGAAAAUCUUCAUCAAACCGAUGCCACAGCAACUUCAUUUAAUGCUCAGGUUGCGUCUUUCAGGGAGAAUGGAUCGUCUAUGGGGGGAGCUGACUGCUCAGACAUUGAUAAAAGGACCAAUAACGAAGCUGAUGGGGACCUUAAGAGGAAGCAGUCCGAAGUUUUAGGAGAAGCACAAUACCCAAACAAAUCUCCGAGAAAUGGGCAAAGCGAUCAAAGUUCGUCGCCGUCUAACAGUAGAAGCUCCCGCAAGCAAUCGAAGCGGGAUAAGCUCGACUGGAGCGUUCUGAGACCACCAAAGGGUCAACAAAAUAAAGGAUAAGUGGCUACUUUAGCUAUUUUGGGGGCCUUGCGAUUUUAGAUAUUAGCAGUCAGUUGAUGCUAAAUUUUUUUAUGUAAUUUUAUGAGUUUGUAAUGUUAUAUCGUCAUAGAGGCACUUAAUUAUACUAACCGAGAGGUGACCAUUUCAUCUUUUUGUUGUUUCUUUUCGGUCAUAGUGAAGAAAUUGUUGUGUUAGAUCACGAACUACCCAUUGCCUUGUGUUGCGAUUUAUUCUGAAAGCAAAUGCUCUAUUCAGUGGUAUGA